AUGUCCAUCUCAAAACUUCCCAACGAACUCUUACAGUCCAUCUUUACCUACUACACCCUCUCAUCCUCUCCCUCACACACACUCCUACAUGUCUGUCGCCGCUGGUUCGCCCUCGCGCACGAGACCGUCCUCCUAAAAAGCAGAAUCAUCUAUCUAUCACAGCUUUAUUCCAGAUCACCGCACAUAUACCCAGAAUUCCUGGCCAAAUGCGCCUCGCCAUCGCAGACAGUGGAGGCGAUUGACCGUCUGAGAGGCGGCUGGUUCGAGUUUACGUACAACUCUCUUCGAAUGGAGUCCAGCGAACUCGCCCUCGCACCCUUACCGACCGAAUAUAGUUCAAACCUGGAUCCCUGGCGCGUGUUUUCGCGGCAAUGUACAAAAUUACACCUCCAUCUCCAUUUCGACAAGGUCCGGUGGUUGCACCAUUUCCCGUUUUUCUACGCACUCACCCAUCUCGAAAUCGUCAACGCGUUUAAAGGCGUCAUUACUGCCAUGCUCGCCCGCGUCAAUCUCGACAAGGGUUGUCCACUCGUCUCACUCAAAGUCGUCGGCGAGAAGAGUGCAGAAAUUCUCGAGUUUGCAAGGGUGUUGGGUGGACUGAAGAGACUACAUGUCGAGACGGACAGCAGGAGAUUCUUGGUCCCGUUGGACAAACUCUUGCCAUUGAUGGGCGCGUUGCAAGACUGGACGUGGGUGUCUCCGCCGGUACCAGACGUGAACAUUCGAGAAGCCAUGACUCCGUUGGCUUCUCAGGAUCUGUUGCCCAACCUUGGUACCCUCGAAGCACCAGGACAACUCGUUGCGCAGCUUCCUCCGUCCGUCUUGAAUAGGAUUACGCAUCUGGAGCUACGGGGACAGCCGAUAUGCCAUGGAGGGGGUCAGAUUUCACCCAUCUCACUCCCACAUCUCGUUCACCUGACACUCUCUGGACUCUGGAAGGACAUGUUUUUCGUCGACACCCCACGACUACACGAAUUAGUGCUCAAGGAUGGUAUGAGCGAUCAAUUUUACGACAACACGUACACCGUUACGCCUCUUCGACCGACAGUCCUCCGCAUGCCAAACCUACGAUCCAUAUACAUCCUCCUCUUGUUCAUCGAGCCGACUGGGACCGAUCCGGCUGCACCAUUUGACUGUGUAGAAGAGCUCUACGUCACGUUUACGUCGUCCCGACAUGUCGAAGAGGCCCUUGGCGCGGCGCUUGGAUAUGGAAGAUUGGCGGCGAGACCUGCUCUGCCACGGCUAAAGCACUUGGUCACUAUUCCUCCAGCGAAAAGAGAGGACCUAAGCGAGCGAUGGAGAUCAAAAUGGGUCAAGGCGGCCAAGCAGCGGGCAGAGUUGGGUAUCAAGACUCUGGAGACGAUUCGAUGCGCUUAG
Messenger RNA from Serendipita indica DSM 11827, 1377 nucleotides. The record is from the annotation of a GenBank genome assembly. NCBI's taxonomy places the organism in Eukaryota, Fungi, Basidiomycota, Agaricomycetes, Sebacinales, Serendipitaceae.